UCUUCUCUAGAAUCCUAUUGGCUAGAAACAUCUACAUUGAAAUGAGUUUCAGUGGUAAAGUAGUUCUUAUAACCGGUGCAAGUUCUGGCAUUGGUGCGGAUGCAGCUCGCCAUUUGGCAAGCAAAGGUGCAAGUGUAUCAAUCGUUGGCAGAAAUGAGAAGCGAUUAAAUGAAGUCGCUAAAGAAAUUAUCAAAGCUGGUCAUCCGACGCCGCUUGCGAUCGUAGCCGAUGUGACCAAAGAUCCUGAACGCAUUAUUAAGGAAACAAUCAAGCAUUUCGGUAAAUUGGACGUUUUGGUGAAUAAUGCCGGAAUUUUUGGUGAUGAUUCUGUUGUCAAUUUCGAUGUAAAUGAAUUUGAUCGUAUCAUAAAUACCAAUUUAAAAAGUGUGGUCGUUCUAACAUCGUUAGCCGUGCCCCAUUUGGAAAGAAGCCGAGGCAAUAUUAUAAAUGUCUCUAGUAUUUGUGGCUUGAGAGCUUUUGAUUCUUACAUGUCAUAUUGCAUAUCAAAGGCUGGACUCGAUCAAUUCACCAAAUGUGCGGCAUUGACAUUGGCGUCGAAAAAAAUCAGAGUGAAUAGUUUGAAUCCGGCAGUAAUCAAAACUCCAAUUUUUGAAGCGAUCGGAAUCAAUGAGUCGAACGAAGCUCAAUUUUAUGAAGAACGUAAAAAUGACUACUUGGUUGGAAGAGUCGGUGAGGUCUCUGAUACUUCGUCUGCCAUCGCUUACUUGGCUUCUGAAUCGUUUGUAAAUGGCAUCCUACUUCCUGUCGAUGGCGGAAUAAUGGCAAGUGGACUUGGAAGCGGAGCAAAUGGUUGUAAUAUAUCAUUGUCACACUAAAAAUCCUUUGUUCCGACAUAAUCUCCAUAGUACAGAUGUAUUUUGUGCGCGCAUUACAAACUAUUGUAUUAGAAUCACUCAAUAUGGAAGGCCACAAUAAAAAUAAAUAAAAUAAUGACAA
Molecule: messenger RNA, 957 nt
Organism: Contarinia nasturtii (swede midge)
Lineage: Eukaryota; Metazoa; Arthropoda; Insecta; Diptera; Cecidomyiidae
Product: 3-oxoacyl-[acyl-carrier-protein] reductase FabG-like
Exons: 4
Coding region: 42-836 (264 amino acids)
Molecular function (GO): oxidoreductase activity
Source: RefSeq, a predicted model, not a curated record